Messenger RNA from Thlaspi arvense, 1068 nucleotides. NCBI's taxonomy places the organism in Eukaryota, Viridiplantae, Streptophyta, Magnoliopsida, Brassicales, Brassicaceae. The record is from the annotation of a GenBank genome assembly.
CAAGCGAUGGCAAUUAAGCAGACGCUUAGAGCAAUCUUCCCAUGUUGCUUUCGGCCUAAAACUUCACAUUCUGAGAAGAAGCAACAUGCUCUCAAACAACACUCGUCCCAGAGGAUUUCCAUUUCGGAUUUCAGCAAUCCCGACUCACCUCUCUCCAUCAACGACCUUUCAACCUCUCUCAUUGGGUCCAACCUCCACGUGUUCUCUCUCGCGGAGUUGAAGAUGAUUACGCGAGAUUUUUCGACCGGCAAUUAUCUUGGCGAGGGAGGGUUUGGGACAGUGCACAAGGGGUUCACCCGUGAUGGGAUGAGGCCCGGCUUGGAGGCUCGGCCGGUUGCUGUGAAUGUGCUGUUUGCGGAAACACAGAAAACAGAAAAUUGCAGCUCUCUUGUAAAACAUGCUAUUCCACUGCCAUGGACGAGGAGAAUGAAAGUUGCAGUUGGUGCUGCAAAAGGCUGCUUUCCUCCAUGGGGAAGAAAAGCCAUUAUUUAUCUGACCGACCUUCCAUGCUCUGUUUUCAAAGAUUAUACGGCGAAGCUAUCUGAUUUUGGGCUGGCGAAGGACGGUCCAGAGGGAGAUAACACCCACGUCACCACCAGGGUCAUGGGCACCCAUGGCUACGCUGCUCCAGAGUACAUUAUGACAGGCAAGAAACUUCAAUCUGAUAAGAAAAAAAAGUGUUCAAAUAAUAAUCUCGACCAUCUGAUCGACCCCAGCCUCGCCGGCCGGUAUCCCUUGGCGGCAGCGACCACGGCGGCUGCCGUGGCCGGCCGGUGCCUGAGCCACCACCCAAGUCCAGGCCCACUAUGGAUGACGUCGUCAAGGUCUUGGAACCUCUUGGGGACUCCGACAACAAGGCCGAACGGAUGGGUCUUUUGUGAAGGAAAGAGAAAGUCGAAAGGACGGCGAACGGGCGGAGGCGCUGAAGAGGGCGGUGGCGACGUUCGCCUGAAAGUUCGCCGCGGUGGAGGUCAGCGAGGUCUCGUGCAGUGCACUCCGAUACGGCUCUGUAUAAGGCCUCAGAGGAUUGGUGGGAGUAAUCUUAGAAAGAAGCUUUGUUUGCUGUGA